UGUCAACAUUCCACCAAGUCUAUCAGAGGGCAAGGUAAAGCUUUUAUCAUAUUGCCUCUUAGAUCUCCAAGUCUCUAGGGCAGAGAGAUAAACGUUUUACCCUCCCAAGGUCAGGACUACUGCUGGUUUUCUGUUCGACCUGAUAAUUAAUUGCACCCACAUGGUGUACCAUGUCUAAAUCAGUCCCUGAUUAGAGGGAAAUAAUUUUAAAAAGCAGGGUCUAGGGUACUCAAACUAAGCUUUGGACCUUCAAAGCCAGUUCCACUGAAUUGUCUUCAUGUUCCCCUCUAAUCAGGGACUGAUUUUGACUUGGGACACCAGGUGUGUGUAAUAAAUUAAGUACCAGCAGCCUCCAUAUUUUCAAUGACUGCCUAGGAACGGGGAGGUUAACUGCCUCGUUCAGGGGCAGAAAGACAGAUUUCCACCUUGUCAGCUCGGGGGAUUCAAUCUUGCAACCUUACAGUUAACUAGUCCAACGCAAUAACGACCUGUCUCUCUCUCUCGUUGCACUCCACAAGGAGCCUGUUACGCAAAUGCAGUAAGCCAAGUGCUCUUCCAGUGCCUGCUCCGUGUCCAGAUCCUUCCGGUGCUGCCCUGACGGGGUGGUAUUGAAUGGCUGAAAGAGAAGACUUUCUUCAGCUCUGUGAAGAAAAUGGCUGACGCCACAGAGUCCAAGAGCUAAGACUCUAUUUUACCCUUGUCUACUUUGUUUAUUAUCUUGAGAUUUGAAUACCCCUUCCUUAAAUGUAUACGCCUACUAUGGCAAUGCAUGAUAUGAGCCGUGUCAAGGGUUUCCCCUGUAAAGAGUGUGAUAUGGUUUGCCCCAGUACCCCUAGUCUAUUAGAACACAUGAAGGCUCACUACCAGCAAGAAGAAAAUGGCAGGUUUGAGUGCGAGCAAUGUGGCCGGAUCUAUAAGCAUGCUGGCAGCCUGGCCAACCAUAAGAAAUCCCAUGAAGUGGGUUCCUUUCAGUGCCCAGUCUGCACCAGAACCCUGCCCAAUGCUGUGGCUCUGAAGAACCACCUCCGCAUCCACACCCUAUCCCCAAGCAGUGCCCAGGCAGAGGAAGACGGCGGUGACGAAGGCGCUGAAGACGGACAUGAUGAGAGGAACUAUGGUCUUGCACAGGACCUGUCUGAUGGCUUUGCCCGCAGUCACCUGAACAACAGUGGAAUGGGUCAUGGUGUGAUGUCACAUGACCCAGAUGAUCAUAAGAAGUCACCUGUAACCGAUGAUGCCUGGGAUCGUCCAUUCAAAUGCGAUCAGUGUGAUAGGACCUACCGCCACCAUGGGAGCCUGGUUAAUCACAAGAAAUGUCAUCAGGAAGGGGCGUUCAAGUGCACCGUCUGUUACAAGCAGUUCAACAACCUGGCUGCUCUCAAUGGUCAUGAGCGAACCCACUCAAAGUUUAAGACUCCUGGAGCAUCGAUGGUUAACAACAUACAUGACUCUGUGACUGAUCAGCGUUCGUCUGCUCCCCAAACCGAUGAUGCAGCUAACUGCUUCUGCCACCUGUGCCAGGUAGCUUUGCCCAACAAGAGUGACUUCCAGGAGCACAUCCUGUUGCAUAAUGCAGCCUCCUCUUCACUGGGUCUUUCCCGUAGUUUCCCUGGGAUAAUGGCGCACAAUCUCAGCACUGUCCGCUCCCCAGCAUACACACCUGCCCUGGGUGACCCUCUGCCGCUUCCUCCUUUGCCAAAUGAUAAACGUGGCCCCUUUGACCCAAUGCUUGGACCUCCUGUUAAUAAUCCCAUUUACACUUGUGCAUACUGUGGGGCUGGGCAUCCUGAUCUGGAGAGCCUCAAAGUUCAUUACCUGACCCAUGACCCCCACCCAGGCUCCCAUGGUCAGGAUGGUAUCCUGAACACUGAUGGGAUUGGCUCUAACUCUAACCCAUCACCAUCUGGAGAGAGAGUGCAAUCUUCUUCUGAUGAUGGCGAACGUCGUUUCAAGUGUCAGGAUUGUGGGAAAAGCUACCGCCAUGCUGGAAGCCUGGUCAACCACAAGCGCUCCCACCAGACUGGCCUCUACCAGUGUACCAUCUGCUGCAAGCAGUAUCCGCAUUUGGCAGCCUUGCAUAGCCACCUCCGCAGCCAUAAGGGAAGAACAUCCAACCAAUCAUCCCUCAACACUGAAGGCGACUGGCUCUCCUCUGAACCCCUGACACUUGACUCUCAGAAUAGUUAUGUGCAAGAGGGGAGCGGCGCAACCACCCCUAUCUCCCUCCCUGGAAAUCUUGGUGACGCUGCUCACUUUGUACCUGAUGGUGGACACAGCAGUGGUUUGGAUUCACUGGAGUUCCAUGAUCGAUUUGAUGGCUCCCUUGCCCAGAGCAACUCUGGGCACUCCCCUCUUCCCCAGAACCACCGCCAGGCUGAUAGACACAUGUGCACUGACUGUGGAGAAAUGUAUGGAGACAUCUCUGGCAUCAAGUCUCACAUGUGCCCCCAACGGCGACAGAACCAGGGGAUGUCCAAUGGAUUCAUGGGGAACAUGAGUGGCUACAACAGUCCUGGAGGCGCUGCGCUCCCUUCAGGUGGAGGAAAUGUGAAAGAGAGCAAUGGACAGCGAUCUCAGUAUGGUUCUCAGUCCCAUGCCCAAGGAGGGGGGAAAAGGAUGAAUAAAGAAGAUGAAGAUGAUGGUGAAGUGUACCAGUGCUCGGUGUGUGGAAACCAUUAUGCCAGCCUCAGAGCUCUGAGGAGCCAUCUGCGCAGCCAUGCUAACAAUCCCACAGGGCCUGGGACUUCGGCACUUUCUCCUAACGGUGAGGCAGACUGGAGGAUUAUCUGCAGCACCUGUGGCCAGAGCUUCUCCAGAAAGCAAGACCUGUUAAACCACCAACUGAUUCAUGGGCCACAAAGGUCAGAUGCAGCAGCGCAGAGCAUGGGGGCCGAUCCCGCCAAUACUAAUGGCAAAAUGGAUGGUGAUGGGAGGAAUCACAUUUGCGUUGACUGUGGCAUGUUCUUUGCUGAUCGCCAUCACCUGAUUACUCACCUGUGUCCUGGAAAGGGAAGAGGAGGAGUGCUGAGCAAAGAAGGAUUGAAUGGCGCUAAAGGGAUGACUGGCGGAGACGGAGUUGGUGGCGGCGGAGUUGGAGGACCUGGGGGCAGUCGUGAUAUGGGAGGACAGGACCGUAGACAACAGAUGCCAGAUUCGGAGGAUCGACCCCACAAAUGUGACCAGUGUGGAAGGGGCUACAGGCACCCUUGCUCCCUGCUCAACCACAAGAAAUCUCACAAGACCGGAGUCUUCAGAUGCCUUGUCUGCCAGAAGCGCUACUACAACCUGCUGGCCCUCAAGAACCACCAGAGGACCCACUUUGAUUUAAAAAGCAAGGCUGCCGCUGGCACAGGGAGAAGCGGUCCCCAAGUGGCACCCGAUUCCGAAACGAUGGCUUUACUUGAAUGGCACAAGUGUGAGGAGUGUGGGAAGGCCUUCAAGAUCCAGAAGCAGCUGGAAAACCACCUUCGGCUCCAUGAAGAACACAGAGCAAAGGCUCACGCCCAGCUCGCAAAACUAGGCAAUGGAAGGUAUCAAGGAGGACCCUCUGGCAUGCAGGCCAUGAGAGGAGAAUCGUCCAAAUCCCAGAACCCUGGCAUGGGGGAAGUCAAGUAUGGACAACAACAACAAGGCUUCAAGCAACCCUACUCAGAGGCUGGCACGUCAAGGGCUCAGAAUUUUGAUCUACAAGAAGGGGGACGACGACCCUUCGCCUGUGAUGAGUGUGGACGGAGCUAUCGUCAUGCAGGUAGCUUGGCCAAUCACAAGAAUCUUCACAAAAUUGGCGAGUAUCACUGCAAUGUCUGCAACUCCACUUACCCGAACCGCCUGGCCAUGAAAAACCAUCUGCGUCUUCAUUUUGCCCUCAAGAAGCACACUUGCCAGGAGUGCGGCAAAGGAUUCCGUACCCAAAAGCAGCUUACCACCCACCACUCUGCACAGCUCUGCAAGGGGGCUGCAGGUGCUGUUGCUCAAAUGGAUUACGAGUGUGAUGGGUGCUGUGAGGGUUUCGCUACUGCAGACCAGCUGGCUGCACAUGACUGCCCUGCUCAGCAGCUCCCUUCAUCCUCUGCCUCCCUCAACAGCUCAAGCCUCAGCAUCGAUGGGGCUGACCUUGUGCCAGAUGAACGCCCCUACAGCUGUGACAUCUGCAACUGCUCUUACAAACAUGCCAGCAGCUUGCUGAACCACAAGCACACACACAAGACGGGCACCUUUACUUGCACCUACUGCGACAAGCCGUACUCCAACUACAUGGCCCUGCGCAACCACAUGCGCAUUCACACGCAGAAGAAGAGGCACAUCUGCCACCACUGUGGGAAAGCAUUCCGGCUAGCCAGAUUCCUCCGCAAUCACCAGAAGGUCCAUGAGGAGGGCCACACACGCUUUGGCUGCACCAGCUGUGGGAAGAGCUUCCAGGGGAGGUCAGGCCUGGCGAGGCACCGCUGUGGGGAGAACCAGGUAGGCAAGGAGGGCAGGAGGAUGGCCACUGCAAGCACGACAGGGGGAGAAGAGUGCCGGUACACAUGUGACCAGUGUGGCCGCUCCUACGCCCAUGCCAGCUCCCUCCUCAACCACAAAAACACCCACACCGUCGGCAUUUACCACUGUGCUGUGUGCCUCAAGACCUAUUCCAACCUCCUGGCCCUCAAGAACCACCGGCGCAUCCAUUCAGAGAUUCGGCGUCACCGCUGCCCAGAAUGCGGCAAGGCUUUCCGUGUUUCCUCCCAGCUCAACAGCCACCGUCGCGUCCACCUAAAGGAGAGGGAGCUAACUUGUGGCCCCUGCCAACGCAGCUUCCCCAGCCAGGCCAGCUUCCGGCUCCACCAGGAGAUCUCCCACGGCCAAGCCCCCAGGCCCCCCCAGCAGAAACAGGCCAGGGCUGGGGGAGCCUCUGGGGGCACAUCCGGGGGCGGGAGCUCAGGCCUUAACUGGGACUCCGGCCUGGAUCUCACGCUGUUGCAGGCCCAAGGACUGGUCCCCAAUGGACUACCCAAAAUUAACUCCCUGUCCUUCCAAGGCCCCAGUGGCAGCAGGAGCCGUGGGGCGACGGGGACCAAGUCGCACGUCUGCAACCAGUGCGGCCGCGGCUACCUCCACGCCAGCUCCCUCCUCAACCACAAAAACAGUCACAAAACAGGCGCCUACUUCUGUAACUCCUGUCAGAAGGAGUUUCCCAACCUGAUGUCCCUCAAGAACCACCGGCGUAUUCACACUGAGCCCAAACGUUUCCAGUGCCCCGACUGCGGAAAGUCCUUCCGUGUGUCCACCCAGCUCAUCUGCCACAGGCGCAUCCACACCAAGGAAAAGCCCUUUUCCUGCCAGCAAUGCGACAAGCGCUUCUCCAGCAAGUCCAACCUGCGCCACCAUCAGAAGGUGCACUGGAGCAGCUCAGCGCCCCCCACCAUGGCCAUGGGCGCUGCCAGCUUCUUGGGUCAUCCACCAAUUGGCGCAGGGAGACCACCCUUGUCGCAUGUCUGUGACCAGUGCGGCCGUGGUUACCGCCAUGCCGGAUCCCUCCAGAACCACAAGAACGUCCACAAGACAGGUGCCUAUUUCUGCAGCUCUUGUCAGAAGGAGUUCUCCAACCUGAUGGCUCUCAAGACCCAUCGGCGCAUCCACACUGAGGUCAAACGCCACCGGUGCUCAGAUUGUGGAAAGGCCUUUCGUGCUCCUAGCCAACUCAUCGUCCACCAGCGCAUUCACACCCAGGAGAAGCCCUUCUCCUGCCAGCAAUGCGCCAAACGCUUCUCCAGCAAGUCCAACCUACGCCACCACAUGAAGUUGCACUGGAGCGGCUCAGCUCCUUCCAGUUUCCUGGGUAAACCGGUAAUUGGUGUGUGGGCCAAAUCGCACGUCUGUGACCAGUGUGGCCGUGCUUACCGUCACGCUAGCUCCCUCCUCAACCACAAGACCAUCCACAAGACAGGCGUUUAUUUCUGCACCUCCUGUCAAAAGGAGUUUCACAAUCUGAACGCCCUCAAGAACCACCGGCGCAUCCAUACGGAGACCAAGCGCUACGAGUGCCCGGAGUGCGGAAAGUCCUUCCGUGUGUCCACCCAGCUCAUAAUCCACCGGCGCAUCCACACCAAGGAGAAACCCUUCUCCUGCCAGCAGUGCGACAAGCGCUUCUCCAGCAAUUCCAACCUGCGUCACCACAUGAAGUUGCAUUGGGGCAGCUCAGCGCGACCUGUGCGCACCAAUGUGUCUGUCUGUGGCUGCUACCAGUGCCACCCUCUUGGCUCUGCGUCAGACCCAUAUCUAUACAAAGUAUGGGUGGGGGUGGGGAAAGGGGAAGCAUUGAAAUGCCAAGGUUCUGGAGGUGCCAAAACUAUUCUUCACCCUCCUUCUCAUUCACCCCCCCUUUGUUAUAGACUGUGA
Molecule: messenger RNA, 6381 nt
Organism: Oncorhynchus keta (chum salmon)
Lineage: Eukaryota; Metazoa; Chordata; Actinopteri; Salmoniformes; Salmonidae
Product: zinc finger protein 729-like
Exons: 7
Coding region: 745-6381 (1878 amino acids)
Biological process (GO): regulation of transcription by RNA polymerase II
Cellular component (GO): nucleus
Molecular function (GO): DNA-binding transcription factor activity, RNA polymerase II-specific; RNA polymerase II transcription regulatory region sequence-specific DNA binding
Source: RefSeq, a predicted model, not a curated record